AUGAAAAACCAUCUCAAUAAUAAUGAGGAUAACUCAACAUUAAUAAAGAAGAAAGUUUUAUUUGUAAUUGCACAUCCAGAUGAUGAGUGUAUGUUUUUCACACCAACUAUUCAACACUAUAAUUUUAUUGGAAGUGAAAUAUUUGUAGCAUGUUUAUCAAAUGGUAAUGCAGUUGGGUUAGGUAAAAUUAGAGAAAAGGAAUUAAUUGAUAGUUGUAUUGAUAUGGGUAUAAAUCAAGAAAAUGUUUUUUUCGAUCAAACUAAUAACUUUCAAGAUGGUAUGAAUAUAAUAUGGGAUACUGAUUUAGUUGAAAAAACAAUUUUAUCAUUCAUUAAACAAACAUCUGCUGAUAUUGUAAUAUCAUUUGAUGAAUGUGGUAUUUCAAGUCACCCAAAUCAUAUUUCAAUUUCAAAUGGUUUAAAACAAUUAAUGAAAAAUAAAUCCUCAUCAACAACAACAACAUCAACAACAUCAUCAUCAUCAUCAUCAUCAUCAUUAUCAAAUAGAACAACAAAUAAUUUAAAUAAAGAAAUUAAAGCAUAUAAAUUAGAAACAGUUAAUAUAAUUAGAAAAUAUAUUGGUAUUGCCGAUAUACCAUUAACAAAAUUACUUUCAUAUGAUGAAAAUUCAACACAAACUUUCAUUUCAACUCAAUUAUUUCCACCUUCAAGUUAUUCACCAAUGACAAAACAUAAAAGUCAAUUCGUUUGGUUUAGAUAUUUAUUUGUAUUCUUAUCAAGAUAUUCUUUUAUUAAUACAUUAAUCGAAAUAAAAUAA
This is a messenger RNA of Dictyostelium discoideum AX4, 777 nucleotides long. RefSeq names its product phosphatidylinositol glycan, class L (gene pigL). NCBI's taxonomy places the organism in Eukaryota, Evosea, Eumycetozoa, Dictyosteliales, Dictyosteliaceae. The record is from RefSeq and is a predicted model, not a curated record. The transcript has a single exon. The coding region runs from base 1 to 777 and encodes 258 amino acids.